Spirometra erinaceieuropaei is the source of this 5727-nucleotide messenger RNA. Lineage: Eukaryota; Metazoa; Platyhelminthes; Cestoda; Diphyllobothriidea; Diphyllobothriidae. The record is from the annotation of a GenBank genome assembly.
AUGGCGGAGUACUAUGGUCCCUGUGACAAUAUGAGGAAUAUGACAGGUAGUACAGCAACGCUUCUUGUUUGCCACCGUAAUGAAUGCGUAUUCAGUAUAAACCUAUUUACCUAUUCGUGAAUAAAAUGAUGUUUUUUAUGCUACAGCAGAUCUAAUUAAUGAAACACUUCCGUAUAGAUUUUGUUUCAAAAAAUGCUCUGCCAACGACACAAACUCUCCCUAAUGUUCACCACCAACUGAAUUUUGCUAACCCAACCUUGAGAAGUACAUAUGGGGGUUUAUCAAAAUUUUAUGUCCAAUUUUUAGAAUUUGUUCUGCCAAUGCCCGGUACGCUUUAUGAAUUUGUAAUCAUGUGCCAAAAAUUGUCGUUAUCCUUUGCAAAUUAAUUAACUGUUGUUGGUCAAACAAGUUGCAUAUUUGUUCCAUCGAUAAGGAGGCGAAACAAAAAUUAUUAAUUCCUUUUUUGUAAUCAUAGGCUGUCUUUUUCCGUACCGAAUUGAGAUAAUGUCAUAGAUACCCUUUCGAUAUCUAAAAAAUGUCAUUUUACAAUUGCCUGGAAUAGUUUUUUAAUGAAAAUGCCUAUUUAUUUUAGAAUCAGCCAUCGCAAUGUCUGAAGGUGAAACUUAAAAUUUAUUUACUUUAUUCCGCGUGAUACUUUUGCUAACGCCAGGACCUCUCUUUACCCAAAUGUCCAAACGUCUAUUCUUCCGCUUGUUAUCCAUCCAGGAUAUUCGGAUUACCUGAUAUGCUUUAGACAGAACCAGAAUACGGAGAAGCAUUAUUCCCAGUGAGAGGAGAGCUCAGCACAUAUUCUGCACUUGCACAGUAACCACCUCCAGAGAGGACUUCAUUCAGGCAAAACUCUCUUACAACCAAGAUAAAUGAAAUAAAUGAGUAGUAUUCGUAUUGCUGAAACUUUUGCAAUCCCAAACAUUAUAAGGCAGAUGUUGGGUCCUCGAAUGAUCAAUUUUAUGUAAAGGACGAGGAUGACUGUUUUCCUUAAAGCCUGAACCUGAGAGUGUAUAGCCCAAUUAGGCCCCUGUAUGGCAAAGCGGGCACGUUAAUAGUGUCGCAAAAGGACUGCAUGGUCGACUAAAUUGGGUCUUGGGAUUUGAGAAUCGCUCGCAGAUAACCUGCGAUAUUGCAACCAAUUGCAAUGCUUAUGUCUCCAAAUAUGUCUGUAUAGCUUUCCAAUUUUCUGUCUUACAUCCAUUCAUUGUAUUAGAUUCCGAUUAAAUAGUAUUCUGGCGUUUGUUAUAAAGUCCACAAAUGGUUUCAUGAACGUGGAUAAUACCGAGUUUCCAAAUGCCGUUUUAGAUCGUUUUAUCUACCAUGAUUUUGACAAAAUCAGAACUCGGCAGUAUGCAAUACUCUACUGGAUCAUCGACACAAGUAACUACAAGAUUUCAAAUGUGAGUUUAAAUGAAAAUCAUUGAGGGGUACUUAGGCAAAAUCAACUUCCAACUUCUAGACCAUCAAAAACACCGCUCCUCACAUACUUUUCUCCCAUUUUUACACGCUUCCUGAAUAAACAGAUUCCUGACUGGGUGGAAAAAUUAAGACUCCUUGAAUUAAGGCAAACAACCGACGUUUAAAAUGGAAUGCCAGCUACUCGUUGAAUGUCCGACCAUGGUGCAUUUUCGUUGAUAAUCAGUAGGGAGGCAUUGAGGCAAGAAGAGUAAAUAAGAUAUUGGGCUGUUUGUAGGAUGGGAUGUAGGACUGCAUAUGUAACAACGAAAUUGUCUCAAAAAUAUCAUUAUGAAGGCUAUUUCAUUCACGUUUUUGCAACCCAUAUAGUUCUACUGUGAAGAUGAUCAGGGCAUCCUUUGCUCUCUGAAUGACAGCGAAAACAAAUGCCGUAAGUCCGUAUCAAGAGCAAUAACUUUCAGUUUAUUAUUGAACCGAAAUGUCUUACAAUUUCUUUCAAAUGGUUCACAAAAAAUAUCACCCGAAUAAGUAUAGCGUUAAACAAACUUAGCCUGCCGAAACACGAUAUGCGUAAACCGUUAUUCUAAUAAUGUCCUUUAAAAUUAAAGCGAACUUAUAAUUUUUUUGCGCCUAAACGCAGUCCAUAUAUCGAAGGCAUUAGAGAAAUAGCUAAAGUUAUUUGUAUUCGCAUACAGUAAGACAAAUGCUCCUUACAGUUCAUCAUUGCAAUUAUUAACACUACAAAUAUCAACCUAAUUACAGAAGCCCAUUGAGGCGUAAAUUAACGCUUCAACAGCAGGGAUGUAUUCGUAUUUUCUAGGCAAAAUGAGCACGUCCACAGCCUUGAAAACUCUCAUUUGUCUUUUUAUAUACUGUUCUCUUGAAGAUCUCUAAAGUUUUGACGACGUCGCCAUCUACACACACAAAUUGGAACAUACUGCAGCAAAAUUGGAAUCUUUACAGUGUGUUCUCAACGACAAAUACAAAAGCAGGAAAUCGGUCAUUUGGGAUGGUAAGCGGUUCCCAUUUCUCUUAUGAAUUACAAUGUUUCGGAAAAGCAGGAAAUCGGUCAUUUGGGAUGGUAAGCGGUUCCCAUUUCUCUUAUGAAUUACAAUGUUUCGGACAUAGUCUACUGAUCAGAUUGAUUAUCCGAAGGCUUUGUGUAUUCGUCAAUCUCAGCAAUCGAAGAGAUGUCAUAUGCCUCCGAUGAAAGUAAUGUAAGCAUCCAUGUUCAGUGAUUGACUAAAACACAUUGUGACAAGACCUAUCUGAGCUAAAUAAAAACCUCCAAACGACCAUUUGCAGAAAUGCGCUUCUGCAUGGAACUGGGUGACUAGGAAUAUUAUUGUUUCAACGCCGACAUGGUUUUGGCAAUCACAAUCAAUGUAGGGCACUAAAAUGAGGAAGUCUUUGCGUUAUCUAAGACGGAAGAUUUUUAAAUGACGCAGAUUUACAGAGAGCUGAAGGCAGUACCAGCUCUAUCUUCUCUUAUCUGUGCCCACAGUGCAGCAGAAUACUGUGUGCAACAAAUGAACCUCGUUGUUGCACCUCGAGUUAGCCGGUAAACAUUUCCACUUAGUUUUAGUUGACUCAGUCCUAAGCCCGCCAUCACAGGUCAUUAUUUAAACCCUCCUGUAUUGAUCGUCGCGUUGUCAUCGCCCCCCCCUCUUAGUACCAAAUGUCUUGAAUUGAAAUAUGUCACGUGCACCAUCUUAGCGUGCUUGUCUGAUUAGUUAACACAACUUAAGACGACGCGCUCCGAAGUCAGCAUUCUAAAACCAUAAUGCCAACUCUUGAGACAGCAUGCUUGUGAGACUUGAAAAAUUAUAUUAUUAGAAUAGCAACCCAGCAGACGCAUGGCCUGGAAAAAAUAUGAACUGACGCCUGCCGGUAUUGCUGUUAAAAGCCUUUCCAUCUUAUCUGUCCAUAAAACGUUAAUCCAUGAAGUGCCUAUGACGAUGUGGUAGAGGUUGGCGGUUUACGUCCGUUCCAGGACACAUGUUUUCUCAUUACCGUGAAUUCAGCGUUUCGCAAAAAGUAUUAAGAAAACAAUCACAAUAUGUUUCAUUAGCGUGGCCUUUCGUGUUUGUGCACUAUGAUUAUAACUGUCUUUCAAGAGGAUCUUUCAUACUCCAGUAACCCUGUUUUGCGAGUCAAAAAUGAGGUAAUUUUUCGUUCUCGUUACUCGUUCGAUUUAAACAGCCUUACUUCAUCGUUUGACAAUUGUACUUAAAUGAGCAAAAAUAACAGUCAUUCCCAUGGCUGGAUUACCAUAAGAAUUUCAGAGCAAUUUGAUAGACAGUUGUUUUAGGUACCAGGUAAUGUUGUUCCGACGUAUUUCACAAUUCAUUCGACAAACCCAUAUGGCAUUUGAGUUAGAUUUCAUUGAAGUUGUAGAUAACGAGUCGAAAAUGUGGUAAUUCAAAUUACUCACAGUCGAUGAACCGUUUCGGGUGAGAAAUUCAACAAACAUUCGAUGCCAAUCAGAGCGGUCUUUACCAGGGCAGCAAAUACGCAUGGGAGCAGGUUAAUUUCCCGUCAAUUGUUAAGUACAGAUACCAACGAUCUGAAAUUUUUGGGUUUAUCCGAAAUUAUAAACGACAUGAAAUACGUAUCAUCACGAAAAGGCGAUAUUUUUGAUUUUCCUAUUUCUUCUUCCGACUUGAAUCGUUUGGUGGUUGAACAAAGUCUGCAAGUCCAAGUAUAAAUUAUGAAAAAUACGUAAUCCCCUUCUCACUGAGUAAAGGAGAUAGUAUUUUUAUGCAUGUUCUUUAUGAAAUAUGUCCGAAUAUACGAGAGCAUCGAGAAUCGAUAAAGGUCGUGCUUUUAAAAUUAACAUUUUUCACGAAGUAAAGUAUUUUCAGGCCGUCUAAACGAAGUUCUUUUGAGCUUUGCUAUCAUGAGGUAACCGCAUUAUUUUAAGAUUGUGCUGCUUGGUGAUUAAUAUUAUAGCCCUACUUAAGUCAUCUAUCCGAGAUGAAUAUAUAUUUAAAAUUUCGGCCAACAUUUUAUAAAUUGACACAUCUGCUGUAUAUUUGACGUUACUGCGAUAACUUUGCGCAAAAGGCGAUAUUUUUAUUUUCCUCUGUCUUUUUCUGACUAAACUUGAUUAGCAGUCAAACCUUUGCGGAAUUAAUGGGAAUUGUAUAGUCUUCUAAAUAACUUUUCGUCGUUUUUACUCACCGUUACUUAGUGCCAGUGGAUCGAAAAGAUGGGGUAUUAUCACCCUGUCUGAGAAUAUUUCGAUAUUUAAAACAUAUAUGGCGGAGGUUUGGUGCUGGAGCCCCACUUGAUUGAUACCAUAUGUUUAGCUUAAUAAAUAGUAUUAUUUAACAUACCUAACUUAGUUAUUCGUUGAAUCAGGAAGGGAAAGAGGGCGUAAGCAGAGCUCGGAGCGCACUGCAGGGAAGCGCGUGAAGGUGGCGUGUACACAUUCCCCUCUUCCGACACAGCCACUCGCUGGAAUAGUAGGGUAAGGAGGGCGCAAUCACAAGUGAAAAGCCUUAGAGGGAACCGCGUGUUAAUUCCCAAUGUAUGACCACUCUAGUGGAACUGACAGAGUUCUAUCCCGUUCGAACAAUGCCAUUAGCAAGCCCACUUAGCCACCAACUGGAUUAAGAUAAUAAAGAAGGCGCAGGCUGGGCUUGAAGCUCUGACAGAGAAGCGCAUAUGACUGAUUAACUGAUGUAAAGGAGGAUGGCGUAUAAGCGCACCACCGUUUGUGGCAAAGUUAUUUGUCGGCUUAAAAUGGUAAGGAGGGCGCAAACAUGUGAUAUUUGUAAGGUCAGCAUACUCGCAUAUACUAAAAAUUUUUUGGAAAGCUAACCACACGGUAUCAAUAAAGUGCAGCUACGGAGCCAAGCCUCGCCCAUAUUUGUGCUUUAAAUGAGCAUUAUGUCAAUUAUGCAGUCCUUUUCCCAUUCUGUUUUAUCCAUGAGGCACGAUAUUUUAGAGUAUAUUUGGGCACAUACGACUUUUGUUUUAGGAUGCUUUUCUUUAACGUUAAACCUGUCGUUCACAUUCAAAGACAUAUUUAAAAGUUUGGACAAGACAAAUCUCUCGUUUUAACCGAAUAAUAAAGUCAUAUUCGCAACUAGCAUGUAAGCUUCCCGUAAAGCAUCCUCCAUGUUUGCAAGCGACAGAUGAUACGAUGACCCCGCACGAAUUAAGUGCUCCAACACCGUCAAUGCUACGUAUGAGUUAGGAUAACCUUUUGUUUUCCACUCUUUUUAGACAACUAUUUCCCUCACAGUGAAAGGACACACCGACAUCAUUGACAGCCGUUCUUCAGAGCUUUAA